Pogona vitticeps (central bearded dragon) is the source of this 2170-nucleotide messenger RNA. It is a transcript of the gene PPWD1, whose product is annotated as peptidylprolyl isomerase domain and WD repeat containing 1. Gene Ontology annotation, molecular function: protein binding; peptidyl-prolyl cis-trans isomerase activity. The record is from RefSeq and is a predicted model, not a curated record. Gene Ontology annotation, biological process: protein peptidyl-prolyl isomerization. Lineage: Eukaryota; Metazoa; Chordata; Lepidosauria; Squamata; Agamidae.
AGAGAGCGCCUAUCUGUGCUUCAGUAAGCUUGCGCCGCGGGAGACUCGGCGUCGCUGUGAUUUGACGUAAUGGCAAUAUGGCGGCUUUGGACUCGCCGCGGAAGAGACGGCACCGAGAAGAAGAUGAAGGCGAAGAGGGGCAAGGAGAUGCCGGGGCUGUGGAAGAAGGGGAGAAGGAGGGAGAAGACGAGCAGGAGCGUUGGGUGGGGCCUUUGCCUGGGGAGGCUGUGCAGGUGAAAAAGCGAAAAGUUCUUGAGUUUGAACAUGUCUACCUGGAUAAUCUUCCCAGUGCUUCCAUGUAUGAACGUAGUUAUAUGCACAGAGAUGUCAUCACACACGUUGUAUGUACAAACAGGACAGAUUUUGUAAUAACAGCCAGCCAUGAUGGACACGUCAAAUUUUGGAAAAAAGUGGAAGAAGGGAUUGAAUUUGUUAAACACUUCCGUAGCCAUUUAGGUGUUAUUGAGAGCAUUGCAGCAAGUUCAGAAGGGGCAUUGUUCUGCUCUGUUGGGGAUGACAAAGCAAUGAAGGUUUUUGAUGUGGUGAAUUUUGAUAUGAUCAAUAUGCUGAAACUUGGGUACUAUCCAGGCCAGUGUGAAUGGAUAUACUGCCCAGGUGAUGCGAUAUCUUCAGUUGCAGCAUCUGAAAAGAGUACUGGGAAAAUAUUCAUAUAUGACGGACGAGGAAAUAACCAGCCACUUCAUGUUUUUGACAAACUCCAUACAUUCCCGCUUACUCAGAUACGACUGAACGCUGUCUAUAAAGUAAUAGUAUCAUCCGACAAAUCUGGAAUGAUUGAAUACUGGACGGGACCUCCACAUGAAUACAAAUUUCCUAAAAAUGUAAACUGGGAAUAUAAAACAGACACUGAUCUGUAUGAAUUUGCCAAGGGCAAAGCAUACCCAACCAGCAUAUGUUUCUCCCCUGAUGGCAAAAAAAUGGGUACUAUUGGAUCUGACAGAAAAGUCCGAAUUUUCAGAUUUUUAACAGGGAAACUUAUGAGAGUCUUUGAUGAAUCCUUGAGUAUGUUUACUGAGCUGCAACAGAUGAGGCAACAGCUACCUGACAUGGAAUUUGGACGCCGUAUGGCUGUGGAGCGUGAGUUGGAAAAAGUAGAUGCUGUAAGGUUGAUUAAUAUCAUUUUUGAUGAAACCGGUCACUUUGUACUGUAUGGGACAAUGCUGGGAAUUAAAGUCAUCAAUGUGGAAACAAACCGAUGUGUUAGAAUCUUAGGCAAGCAGGAGAAUAUCAGAGUUAUGCAGCUGGCUCUGUUCCAGGGUGUAGCAAAGAAACAUCGUGCUGCCGUUACUGUAGAGAUGAAAGCAUCUGAUAAUCCUGUUCUGCAGAACAUCCAAGCAGAUCCAACUAUAAUCUCUACUGCCUUUAAAAAGAACAGAUUUUAUAUGUUUACCAAGCGGGAACCAGAAGACACCAAGAGUGCAGAUUCUGACAGAGAUGUAUUUAAUGAGAAGCCAUCUAAAGAGGAGGUCAUGGCAGCCACUCAAGCAGAAGGACCCAAACGGGUUUCUGAUAGUGCCAUUAUUCACACAAGCAUGGGAGAUAUUCAUGUCAAGCUUUUUCCUGUUGAGUGUCCCAAAACUGUGGAAAACUUCUGUGUACACAGCAGGAAUGGUUACUACAAUGGCCACACCUUUCACCGCAUUAUCAAGGGCUUCAUGAUUCAGACUGGUGAUCCUACUGGCACUGGAAUGGGAGGUGAAAGCAUUUGGGGCGGGGAAUUUGAAGAUGAGUUCCACUCAACUUUACGACAUGACAGGCCUUACACACUCAGCAUGGCUAAUGCAGGACCAAACACCAAUGGCUCACAGUUCUUCAUAACAGUAGUACCAACUCCGUGGCUGGACAACAAGCACAGCGUGUUUGGAAGAGUAACUAAAGGAAUGGAAGUCGUUCAGAGAAUUUCAAAUGUGAAAGUCAAUCCAAAAACUGACAAACCUUAUGAAGACGUCAGUAUUAUUAAUAUCACAGUAAAGUAAUACAGGAAUUUCUAAGAAGCAUCAUGGUAGAGGAACUUUGAAUACAGUGAGUAUGGCACUGUCAAAUUUCUGCUGUAGAAAGUCUUGGCAGCCUUUCUAUGAACUGUGUGGCAGAGUGCUCUUCACUAUAUUUUUAAUGUUUUUAUAAAAAAAUAAACAAACCAAUUUUCUUA